CACAGCCGGCUCAGACAAGCAACAGAACGACACAUGAUCCGGUCAGCGUCAGGACGGAUGAUCAAAUAAAAAUGCUCUCGUCAGGAGUUGUCUCACGAGAGGGCGAGGAGAGCAGUGGACAUCACAGUUGUCAACCCGCGGCGUCGCUUCAUCCUAGACAGGAGAUGUCUGAGACGAGUCCUGCUCCUCUUCUAAUCGAUACAUUUUUUUUGACAAUGAGAAGUUGCAAUCUAAAGGCUUUGGCAAUCGUACGUCGAACAACUUUUUCUCUUGAUGGACGUGAGACAAAGGGUCAACUACAGCGAUGAUUCGACGUUACACAAGGGCUAACUACAGCAAACAUUGCUGCUCUUUCCAGGACCUCCACAAAUCUUCAUCAAUGAUUGCUCUUACUUUUACCGAUCAAUAAUUAGAGAGUUCUUGUCUUCUUCCUGCAAAACAUAUGCUUACGUGGUCACAUCGUCACUAAAUUUCAAUGACAGGUGUAUACUAAUACUUGGCGAUAGCUACUCUUUUCUAUCUUCCUCUGGUCUUUUUUUUUCUAGUUAGAAGGUCUCUCUGCUCAUACAGAGAUCAUAGAAGAAGAGACGGUAGAAGAAGAGGAAGAGCUAAGUACGUGUUGGACAAAACGAAGCCUCGUAUGCUUAAUGCUUGGGAGUUGACAUCGCUAUGCGCGUCUCUAUGUCUUCAUCUUCAAGUAGGAAAGCCAAGGUUUCGCUUCUCGUUAUAUAAAGACAGGCAACAAUAACAAGGAAGGGGGAACGAAAGUAGGGCGAAAUCGGUUGGCGUUCCUCUACAGCGCAUCUUUCGGUUUCUCGAGCCAAACUAAUACAUAGGGGUGUUAUAGAUUGCAGACAUGAUAAGUGUAGCAUGUGUAGUCCCUCUACGGCUACGUAAAUCCGCCCGAGAAGGCAGGUAAAACUGUGGACGGCGGACUUUAUCCUAUCAUAUCCUAUGCGCGUCUCUAUGUCUUCAUCUUCACGUAGGAAAGCCACAGAUAUGCGAGCUAGAGACGCCGACUCUCAGCCCCUAAUAUGCUAGAGCAUGGCGGGAAGGCUAGUCACAUGGAGGAAGCUCCGAUCUUCUGUAAUAGGAGCACAGAAGACAGAGCAACAAUGUGCGAGCACAGGAGAACAACACUGUGCGAGCACAGAAGAGCAACACUGUGCGAGUUUGCCGUUCCUGCGGUACUCUACUCAACAUACACACAUCAGUAUAAAAAGUAUAUGCUGCUGUAACCGCAUCUGAUCAAGUGUCCAUCCGAUCCAGUGUUGAAGAUCAUUUAUCCAUGUAAAAAAGUAUUAGCUAACUCAAACAGAAUAGUACAAGUAAAAGUUUACUCAACACCUAUAUUAGAGAAUGUACUCAGUAACCAUAGAGAUAAAAGUGUACUUAGAGAGUGGACUACUAUUCUGAGAUAAGAGUGGACUCAGAUGAGACUGUACUACAGCAACUCAUUACAGGACAACAAUGUACUGCAGCAACUCACUAGAGAUAAAAGUGGACUACAGCAGGUAAAAGUGCAGAGAUCAAAAAUAGCAAACAUAAUGAGGAGUCACGAAAAUAGACGCAACAAGGGAGUCCACUCUCUCAACACUAACACAAUAGUACUAGCCACUCGGCCUGAUCUGACUAAGGUGUCUACCCUCCUCCGGCUUGAAGAUCUGACUAAGUCUAUGAACGCUAGCGCACCUUGCACUUAAACUCGGUAGUAAUGAUUCCCUGCUUCGAUCACUAAUGAUCAAAAUCAAUCCCUAAGCAAAAAGAUCACUCCCCCUGUUGAAGAUCAUUUUAGGAGAGUGCUAUCUUUUUAUAUAUAAUCCAUGUAAAAAAGUUAAAGUACGAGGGCAGCAGCAGCACGCGGUCGCUUC
Amoebophrya sp. A25 is the source of this 1871-nucleotide messenger RNA. The record is from the annotation of a GenBank genome assembly. Lineage: Eukaryota; Dinophyceae; Syndiniales; Amoebophryaceae.